Messenger RNA from Gongylonema pulchrum, 651 nucleotides. Lineage: Eukaryota; Metazoa; Nematoda; Chromadorea; Rhabditida; Gongylonematidae. The record is from the annotation of a GenBank genome assembly.
AUGCAGGACAACAAAGAUGAUAAAUUGAUCCCUGAAAAUCUCAAGCGCAGACCGCCCAGUCAGCUUGCGCUUUCGGGCUUGGGUAUCAGUCCAUCACACUCUACCUUGGAUCAACUGUCAAAGAAACCGAAGCAAGAGCCUAUCCCUCUGAAUAAACAGAAACUCUACAAAGAUUUGUUACAUCGUGUGUAUUCGGCACCUUACGAUCUACAGACACUGCUUUCGAAAGACGAUCAUGUUCUGGAAGCGAUUAGCAACGAAGGCUUAUUCGAAGCUGCCCGUUUGGCAAGUCCUAUACUGCCGCAGUAUCAUCCAAAAUUGCUAAUCGAAUUGCUGAAUUCAGGAAGAACUCGGGUGGUCAAAGCGAUAUUGCUGCAUGUUCUUAUGAGUCUCAAGCAGCUGAAUGUUUCGAUGCCUAAUCCGUUAUCACGCGCGUCAUCAAUACGCCGGAUGUCUGUAGCGGAAGGCGACUGUCGAGCGGAAAAUUUGGGACAGGAUUCCACGCGAGGCCUUUUCGAUAAUUUCGAUGAUUCAAGUUUAGAAUAUGACGAGCUUGAUGGCAUUGCGCCUCUGUCACUUCAUGUUUUGUUGGCUGUCAGCAAUCCGUCUUCUCUGGAAGAAAAAACAGUCGAUCCUCAACAGGACGAAUGA